This is a messenger RNA of Candoia aspera, 2454 nucleotides long. Its product is annotated as vomeronasal type-2 receptor 26-like. Lineage: Eukaryota; Metazoa; Chordata; Lepidosauria; Squamata; Candoiidae. The record is from RefSeq and is a predicted model, not a curated record. The annotation marks the transcript as partial. Gene Ontology annotation, biological process: G protein-coupled receptor signaling pathway. The transcript is spliced from 7 exons. Gene Ontology annotation, cellular component: plasma membrane. Gene Ontology annotation, molecular function: G protein-coupled receptor activity.
AUGACGGAGAGGAUCUUCCACUGGAGUCUCAGUGGUCCUCUUGCAAUUGUUCACAAGUAUUAUCAGCCUGGAGACUUAAUUAUUGCUGCUAUUCUUUAUCAGGUCUUCUUUCUUUCAAAUGAGAUCACUUUUGAAAGCCUUCCUUCUCGUGAAGUGCUUGAUCAGUACCUGUUCCUCACUCAUAACUACCAACAGACUUUGGCUCUGGCAUUUGCUGUAAAGGAGAUCAAUGAACUUUCUGGCAUAUUACCCAAUGUCAGUCUUGGUUUCCAGAUUGCUACCGACUAUCUUGAGGAAAUUACUACUUACCUUUUAGCACUGGAAUUUCUAUCUACAAAAGAUAAAUUUAUCCCCAACUACAAAUGUAAAGACCAGACCAAUAUGGUAGCUGUCAUUGGAGGACCCCGUUCUAAGACCUGUCUCAACAUGGCUACUGCUCUGUGCAACUACAAGCUUCCUCAGAUCACAUAUGGAUCAGCUCCACUGAUGAAUAAUAUACCAGCAGACCUUUUUGUCAAAUGGAUGUUCCCAGAUGAGAUCCACCAGCUUAAAGGAAUCCUACACUUACUAUUGCAUUUUGGAUGGACCUGGGUUGGGUUUGUUUCUUUGUAUGAGGAAGACAGAGAGAGGUUCCUUCAAAAGAGUCUUUCCAUGUUUUCAGAGAGAGGAAUCUGCUUUGACUUUAUGGAAUGUCUCCCUCAAAUGAUGUAUGGUAAUGAAGCUGCUGAAAUGGUGGAAAAGGCAGAUAAAUUAUACAAAGUGAUCAUGGGGAGUACAGUCAUUGCAGUGAUCUUCAAUGCUGAAAUUACAAGCAUAGUGACUCUGAGAGUAAUGAUCAAUGUGUUAGAUUCUGAUGAUAUUCCAAAGAAGAGAAAAGCCAAAGUUUGGAUCCUGACAGCCCAGAUGGAAUUCACCUCCAUUCUGAUGCAAAGAGAGUUGCCCAUUGAUUUUCUCCAUGGUGCUCUUUCCUUUGCAAUUCACUCUAAGCAGCUGACAGGUUUCCAACAAUUUAUGCAGAAGAGAAACCCAAUCUUAGAAAAGGAAGAUGGCUUUAUUAGGGAUUUCUGGAAAGAUGCUUUUGAGUGCUCAUUCUCCAGAGAUAUUCCAGAUGGGAAUGCUGAAAGGAUCUGCACUGGAGAAGAGAAGCUGGAGACUCUUCCUAAUUCUGUUUUUGAGACCACCAUGGGUGGACAUAGUUACAGCAUCUACAAUGCAGUCUAUGCUGUGGCACAUGCUCUGAGGGCCAUGCACUCCUCCAAACCCAAAGAGGGUCAGAUAUUGGAUGAGAACAGAUUGAAGCUGUUGCCUCAGUCACCAUGGCAGCUCCACCACUUUUUGCAGCGAGUCUCCUUUAACAACAGUGCUGGGGAAGAGGUUUCUUUUAGCCCAAAAGGGGAAUGGGUAACUGGAUUUGAUAUUUUCAGUUGGGUCACGUUCCCAAACAAGUCCUUUGUGACCGUCCAAGUUGGAAAGAUCAACCCCCUGGCUCCCCCAGAGAAGGUCCUCACCCUUUCUGCCAAGGAUAUCAUUUGGCCCCACAUAUUUAACCAGGUUUCAAUAAACUAUGAUCUGUGGUAUGAAUGGAAAAGUCAACCAAGCUUUGAAAGAGAUUUAGAUGAUUGUGUCCCAUGUCCAGAAGAUCAAUAUCCAAGCAAGGAUCGGGAUAGUUGCCUUCAAAAAGGCAUAACUUACUUGACUUAUCAAGAUCCUUUGGGGAUUUCUUUGGUAGUGAUUGCACUCUCCUUUGCUUUCAUCUCAGCUGUGGUGCUGGGGAUCUUCCUGAAACACCAGGACACCCCCAUUGUCAAAGCCAACAACAGGAAUCUCACUUUUACCCUUCUCACUGCUCUCCUGCUCUCCUUCCUUUGCACUUUGCUUUUCAUUGGCCAACCUGACCAAGUGAAAUGUCUCAUGCAACAAACUGCUUUUGGGAUCAUCUUCUCUGUAGCUCUUUCUUGUAUACUGGGGAAAACAACCAUUGUUGUGCUUGCUUUCAUGGCCACCAAGCCAGGCUCCAAGAUGAGGAAAUGGGUGGGCAAAAGGCUGGCCAACACUAUUGUGCUUUCUUGCUCCCUGGCACAAUUCACCAUUUGUGCAGUGUGGCUGGCAAUUUCUCCCCCAUUCCCAGUUUCUGACAUGCAUUCAGUGGCUGAAGAAAUUGUCCUGGAAUGUAAUGCAGGCUCAACCACAAUGCUGUAUGCUGUCCUUGGCUUUAUGGGGUUCUUGUCUGCUGUCAGCUUCACCGUGGCCUUCCUAGCUAGGAAUUUACCUGACAGCUUCAACGAAGCCAAAUUUAUCACCUUCAGCAUGUUGGUCUUUUGCACUGUUUGGGUGUCAUUUGUUCCCACCUAUCUGAGUACAAAGGGGAAAUACGUUGUGGCGGUGGAGAUCUUCUCCAUUUUGGCUUCUGCGGCUGGAUUACUGGGCUGCAUCUUUUCCCCCAAAUGCUAUAUC